UCUGUUCUAGACUAGAGCACUACAUUACACAACACUUCUCAAACAGGCCCUAAAUGUUGGUACCAAAACUGUUGAAGAUUUGACAAUUAACUCUCAAAAAAGAUUUAAAAAAAAAAAAUUUCAAAGCUGAGUCCCAGAUAGCGGUUGGUUAUGUCACUUAAUAGUCUGGAACAAUCCAAAAUGUAAACGCACCACUGAACAAACACCUGUCUGGCUGAGCCCUCUACAAGAAACCACGUAUAUAAUCCUCUUUAACACUUUUAUUUCUUUUUUUUGAAAAAAUUAAAACCCUUUUUUGAUCAGCUUCAAAAAAAACCCCACUUGUCUCUCUCUCUAACAUAGACAUAGAAGCUAGCUUUAAUAAUCUUUGAUCUCUGAUCAUGGUGGCUGGAAGGUCAUGUAUAAGCCGUAUGGAGCCUCUCUUAGUAGUAAACUUUGUUGUGUAUUUGGUCAUACUGGGACUAGCUGCAUGGUCUCUUGACAAAUACAUUAAUGGCGAACAGAAUCAUCCUCAUUUAGGUGGGAAUGAAUCAACAAGCUUCAUGUUGAUAUAUGCAUUAACAGCCGGUGUGACCGGGGUAUGUUCAGUUCUUGCUGGACUCAUACAUCUUCGAGCAUGGCGCAGUGAUAGUUUGGCCAGUGCAGCUUCUUCAGCACUCAUCUCCUGGGCUAUAACAGCCCUUGCUUUUGGUCUUGUGUGCAAGGAGAUCAUAUUGGGAGGCCACAGAGGAAAACGCUUGCAAACGUUGGAAGCAUUUAUCGCAAUAUCAACAUUGAGCCAGUUCCUGUAUCUUGUGAUUUUGCAUGCUGGUUUGUAUAGCAACAGAUAUGGACCUUUUUAUCGCGGCAAUGAGGCUCAGUAUGGCAGCACUAGUAUAGUAGUAUGACACAUGAACUCCAAAAGACUGGCACUUCUGCUGUCAUCUGAAAAUAGAUUUUAGAUUUUAAACGACUAUGCCUGUGUCUGUAUUGUGUAUAUUAUAUAUAGAUUUUGCCAAGUUUUACUUACCAAACACAAAGAAAUAAAAUUAACCUAGUUUUUUGGUUUGUACAUAAGCUAUGCAUGUAUGCAGAACUCGAAAAUGCUUCAUCGGGAAGUUGCAUU
This is a messenger RNA of Cornus florida, 1105 nucleotides long. RefSeq names its product membrane protein PM19L-like. Bases 381 to 887 code for a protein of 168 amino acids. NCBI's taxonomy places the organism in Eukaryota, Viridiplantae, Streptophyta, Magnoliopsida, Cornales, Cornaceae. The record is from RefSeq and is a predicted model, not a curated record. The transcript has 4 exons.